AUGUAUAAAACCGUACUUGCAGACUAUCUACCUUCUAAUGUCAUGGCGACCGUGUGCCCUCGACAUAGUGGAUUUUGUAUGGCAGCCUGCCAGAACUACUCUACAUGCUCUGGUUUCAUGAAAGACGAGGCGAAUUAUGACAGGGCGAGCCUAUUUCAAACGAGACCGAUCGACAAUCUGGACAGUGACAGGACUUCAAUACCCGGAACCUACCGACUAAACCAACCCACCAUUGCCGUUGAGCAGUUGACUACCAUCGUCAAGCCUACACCGGCUGUUUCAGAGCUCAAAAUGGCCGCUGCUUCAGACGGCUACAUCGGCGAGCUGGAGACCGACAGUGUCUCCGAGCUGAUGGAAGUUCCACUCGUGAAGAAAGCACCUGUACCGGUGGUUUCAAUGUUGAGAGCUCACAAAAAUGCUUCCGCACCACACAUAACGACAACAAAUGUGCUCAGAAAGACCACGAAGCAGGUGGUUCUGGAGAGGAGCGAGGAGGCUGGAGGUAAAGAUGAGCCGGAUUAUGCUGAACAAACGGUGGAGAAGACGACAAUGCCCAGAAGGAGCAUCCUCAAGGCCUCGUCGCCUUUGCUGAAUCAUUCUCAACUCUAUAGAAGUUCAGGCACCACUUUUAUCUCCGAUCCACACAGUGGCUGUGUCAUCAUUCCAAGGAGUACCAGCUCUGCCGUUUCAACAAUGGUACAGACACCGGCACGAGAGGCGAGCAAUUUGAGCGCAAAACCGGCUCGUCUUGGGGAGCAUCUGGUACGAGAUAGCCUCGAAUUGUGUGAUUCAAAGCUACAGACUCCAGUCUCGUCAGGACAACAGAGUCAUGAGUCGAAGGAGGGUACACGAUUGCAUGGAUCCGAAGUGGGAUCAUCCUCCGUGCCUGGAGGAGAUGUAGCUGGCAGGGAUUUAUCUAUCACGUCUAAGGAGCCUGAGGCUGGGAGUGAUGCCAGGUUGGCAAGACGUUCCACGUCGCCUCACGGAAGUCGAAAGUCCGUUCGAUUUGCUGAAGACACGCCACGCUGGUUGGCCCCAUUUGCUGUUGUUGUGGCUGGCAAGAAUUGCUCCAUUCAGCUCACGUCUGUAUGCACCACAGGCCAGUCUCAAAAUGACGAAAAACUGAAGCCCACCUCGCUUUUACUCCCAGUCCAAAGCCAACCACCUCCGCCCUAUUCUGUGCUUCCACACUCAUCCUCCUCACCAGCACCACAUGGCAACCAAUCGCCGCCAGCACCAUCAUCACACUCAUCUACAACUCCGAUUGAGACGUCGAGAAAUCCGGUUUCAUCUCUCGAGCGGCGGCUUGAGAAACAGAUUCUUCGAGACCAGGUGACUAUGCUUUCUGGAGAAGGCUGCGAACCAGAUAAGUUACGGAAUGAUAGUGAUUUCGCUUCUGGUGAUUGUUUCAGACAAAUGAUGCUCAGGCGACACGAAAUCAGGGACCAAUGUCGAAUUGGCGUCUCCGAGGCUGAUUCAGACGAAACAUCUAAACAGAGCAAGUUGUACUUGUUUCUAUUUUCCGUCUGUGCUCCUCCAGACUGGUGGAGUUGA
Molecule: messenger RNA, 1554 nt
Organism: Protopolystoma xenopodis
Lineage: Eukaryota; Metazoa; Platyhelminthes; Monogenea; Polystomatidea; Polystomatidae
Source: the annotation of a GenBank genome assembly